This is a messenger RNA of Theobroma cacao (cacao), 999 nucleotides long. The record is from RefSeq and is a predicted model, not a curated record. Lineage: Eukaryota; Viridiplantae; Streptophyta; Magnoliopsida; Malvales; Malvaceae.
AUGAAAACAUACAAUGGAGAUUUUAUAGCUCUCUUAGUGUAUGUUGAUGAUAUACUAAUUGCAAGCAAUUCUGUCCAAGCAGAGUCUGAUGUCAAAGAAUUUCUGAAGUUAGAAUUCAAACUCAAGGACCUUGGUAAAGUAAAAUACUUUUUAGGACUCGAGAUUACCAGAUCACUAGAAGGCAUAUCAAUAUGCCAAAGAAAAUAUGCUUUAGACCUUAUGGAAAAACAAGGAUUACUUGGAACUAAGCCUGUGAGUACACCAAUCGACUAUAAUCACAAAUUGUCAAAAUUCAAUGAUGAAGACAAGCUGACAAAUCCAACAAGCUACAAACAACUAGUUAGAAAAUUGCUAUACCUGACAUUUAACAGACCUGACAUCUCAUAUGCAAUGCAGGUCCUCUCACGGUUCAUGGAGAAGCCUGGCAUUCAUCACCUUGCAGUAGCUCAUAAGGUCCUGAAGUACACCAAAAGGGCACCAGGUCAGGGAAUAUUAAUGAAGUCAAAAUGCAAUUUAAGAAUAUCUGGAUACUCAGACAGCGAUUGGGCAGGAUGCCUUGACACUAGAAAAUCAAUCACAGGCUACUGCAUCUUCAUUGGUGAUUCCUUGGUGAGUUGGAAAUCAAAGAAACAGUCUGUAAUGGCAAGAAAUUCAGCAAAGGCAGAAUGCAGAUCCAUGGCUGCAACUUGUCGUGAAAUCAUAUGGCUAAGGUCUUUAAUGGCUGAUUUUGGGAUUAAUCAUUCUGAAACUGUGAACCUAUACUCAGACAGUCAAUCAGCGAUACAAAUCAGCAAAAAUCCUGUACUUCAUGAGAAGACAAAACAUAUAGAAAUGGACUGCUAUUUCAUUAGAGAUAAGGUAUUAGCUAGAUUGAUUAACCCCUUGCAUAUUUCAACACAGUCACAGUUGUCAGACAUCUUCACCAAAGCACUUCAACCGAGACAAUUCUAUAAUCUAUUGAACAAGAUGAAUGUUCAUGACAUUCACAGUUCAUCUUGA